CCGCCUACCGACGGUCCUGCCGCCGGCUCGUCCUCGUCGGCCUCGCCCCCAUCCUGGAGAUCUGCAGGCUUGGGUUCGCCGCAAUCGAUUGCUUGCUUCUCCUGGACGGCGCAGAGGUCCCGGGUGAACUGCAUGAGCUCUCUGGUGGCAAUGUUGUGUAUGUCAGCGCCACUGUGAUGAAGAAGAUCUCCGGGAUGCAGUCGGUUGAUUCAACCGAGGCGAUUGCUGUCAUGCACAUGCCUAAGCAUUUCUGUGACCUCGGUGAUGAUGAGGGUGGAGCUGGUCUUGACGCGUCGUUCCAGUCUCCAAAGAGGAUUCUAGUCCUUGAUGGGAUUCAGGAUCCGGGUAACCUUGGAACGUUGAUAAGGUCAGCUUGCGCGUUCAAAUGGGAUGGGGUAUUUCUUCUUCCGGCUUGCUGUGAUCCUUUCAAUGAAAAGGCUCUUCGUGCAGCUCGUGGAGCCUCUUUGCAGCUUCCAAUUAUCUCUGGCAACUGGUGUGAUCUGCAUGAUUUGGUAACUAGAUAUGGCAUGAAGAUGUUGGCAGGCCAUCCAGAAAGUAGCAGUGAUGGAUCUGAAAAAACCCAUGUGCUGUCCAAAGAGCUUGCAGACUCACUGAUGAGUGAGUCACUAUGCUUAGUGUUAGGAAGUGAGGGCAAUGGCCUCUCUGAAGAGACCGUCCAAGCUUGUGAUCUUGUAAGCAUUCCUAUGGAAGGUAUUUUUGAAUCUCUGAAUGUUUCUGUUGCUGGGGGUAUCUUUUUAUUCAUGUUACAACCCAAACAGCAAACAUAUAGCAGAAUUUCAACUCCGUAAGUUACCUGCUUGUCCAGUUCAUAU
Messenger RNA from Triticum urartu, 833 nucleotides. NCBI's taxonomy places the organism in Eukaryota, Viridiplantae, Streptophyta, Magnoliopsida, Poales, Poaceae. The record is from RefSeq and is a predicted model, not a curated record.